Messenger RNA from Colletotrichum lupini, 1092 nucleotides. Its product is annotated as mismatch-specific thymine-DNA glycosylate. Lineage: Eukaryota; Fungi; Ascomycota; Sordariomycetes; Glomerellales; Glomerellaceae. Gene Ontology annotation, biological process: base-excision repair, AP site formation. The record is from RefSeq and is a predicted model, not a curated record. Gene Ontology annotation, molecular function: mismatch base pair DNA N-glycosylase activity. Bases 1 to 1092 code for a protein of 363 amino acids. The transcript has a single exon.
AUGGAGUCGCCCUUUUUUGAUGCGGAGCCUCAACCCAAGGCCGCGAGCUUCAAGGGCCGACUUCAGAUGCAAGACUUCAUGUUCACCCCGACCGGCGAACCGCCCAGCAUCAGUAACGCCAGUGCUAUUACUGCCAACAACGUUUCUACAUCUCCCAGCAAUUCCCCGCGGCGGCCCCUCCGUCGUAGUCCACGAAAGCAGACUCCACUCGGCCCCGUCCCGUCCCCGAACCGAGUCACCAAGCAGACGGCCGGCGGCCGCACCAAAUCGCCAGCCCUCGAGUCCGCUUCAACAUCCAUCUCUCUCAAAGUCGAAGAAGCUGAACAAGACUUACAAGACAUCUCCAACGAACCAAGCCCAAAGCCAGAGCCAACCGCAAAACCAAAACCAAAACCAAAACGCAAACGCAAGGCCGCCGGAGGCUACGCGCCACCCUCAACAUACGCCUACCUCCCCCACCUAACCGACAUUCUCGCACCAGACCUCCUCGUCCUCUUCGUCGGCCUCAAUCCGGGCCUCCGCACCGCGGCCAUCGGCCACGUCUACGCCCACCCCUCCAACCUCUUUUGGAAACUCCUCUUCUCCUCGGGCAUCACCCCGCGCCUCUGCGCCCCGACAGAGGACCGCGACCUGCCGGCGCUGUACGGGCUGGGCAACACCAACAUUGUUGCCCGCCCGAGCCGCAACGGCGCCGAGCUCUCCAAGGCGGAGAUGGACGAGGGCGUCGGAGCCCUCGAGGAGAAGGUUCGGGGCUGCAGGCCCGAGGUUGUCUGUAUCGUGGGCAAGUCGAUCUGGGAGAGCAUCUGGCGGGUGAGGCACGGGAGGGGUAUCAAGAAGGAGGAGUUUCGGUACGGAUGGCAGGACGAGAACGAGAACAUGGGUGUCGUUGUGAAGGGGGAGCAGGAUGAGGGAAUCGAAGGAGAUGGUGUAGAGGCAUUUGAAGCGUGGGUUGGCGCCAAGGUCUUUGUUGCUACCAGCACGAGUGGUCUUGCUGCAUCGCUCCGCCCGGCUGAGAAGGAGAGGAUUUGGAGAGAGUUGGGUGUCUGGUGUGAGCGAAGACGGGCUGAAAGAGAGGCCAAAGCCGAUGCUUGA